CCCAUACACAUCAAUUUUGUUUUGUGUCACUCAAAGACAAAAGUCAAAUCUACAGAGAGUGGAGGCGAAAGAAUCUUGUUUGGCUUCUCUCUAAUUUUGGCUCUGGAAAAUUCAUUUGUUCUUUGGCCUUGGUAUGAGGACAGGGGAGGAGUCCGAAUAUUACGGUGGGAUAUAAUUAGAACCCUUCUUCCCUUUUCCUCUCUAACUCGUUUAUUCUAUUCAGUCUUUAUUUUGAUUUCUUGGGAAUAAAAAACAGGGGAAGGUGUGGGAUAGGCCUUCUGAAAAGGUGAGGAGACCUAUUCCAUUCCCUUGCAAUCCACAAUUGUUGGCUCUUGCCUGCCGAUAAGUCUUUCGUCUUCCCCAACCCUCAUUGCUUUGCGUUUGCUGCAUUUCCCCUCCCCUACUUUGAAGCUCGAAGGAUCCUGAUCUUCCUCCUCUGGUGGUACCUGGUGAGCUCUCUCUCCCCUGUUUCUUCUCAAAAAAGUUUGAAACUUUCUCGCCAAUUUGAAGAGAUAUGAAAUUCUGGAGUUACGGGUUGGUUAUGGAUUCCAGAAAUUGGAAACAGAGUCGUGGGGUUUUCUUCUUUCUUUUCGCUCGUGAAGUAAGCAUUCUCCUUUCCCUCGGUUUAUCCUUUACGUAGAGCGGUUACGAUGUGGUUGGGGAGGGACUAAACCGUCUUUCCCACUUUUUUGCCUGGGUUCGGCAGCUACUUCUUCUUUCUUCCCCAGAAGCGACGUUUUUGGAAAGGGAUCUCUCACUCGUCUCUCCCAAUUCGUUGGAGAAAGAAACCCUCUCCAGGUCCAGGGUCGCUCUCAAUUACGUAGGGUUCUUACGCCACGGCCGAUUCUUUAUUGUUUCUCAUCUCUUGUCCUCCACCACGUAAAUUGAUUGAUUAAAUAUUAAACCUCAUGUUAAUUGCUCUGUUUUUAAUUUGUUUGUGGUUAAUAAUGAGUAAUGACGAGCGUGCGCUUUUCUUUAACAAUCUGCAGGCUAGCCGCGGGUCCCACCACCGGCCACCGGGGUAGAAGGAAGAGGUCAAGCCGAGGAUCUGCAUCUGCUGCAACGCGGCUGAAUAAGGAGGGCGGCGGCGGCGGCGAGGUGGGAGGUCAAUUCGCUUGGCCUCCCAAAUUACGAAGCUUCCUCUGAAUCGGGCUGUCUAACAUUGACAGCCCGAUUUGCCAUUGCCGCGUUUCCUUUUCCUUCUCAGGUAAAGAUUCAAUAUCCCCAUUCGAAUAUCCUUUUUUCCAGAAACCUUCUUAAUUCGGUUUCCUCGAUUGUUGACAACAAAAAUCUCCAUCCCCUGUUUCUUUGCAGACCCUCCAUUCGUUCCCUUCUGGGUACCGCUCAGAUUCCGCCAGUAUUGGUGUUUUCUUGUGAAAGUUGCCGGCUUUCGGCUUCCACCAAUAUGAGUUCCUUGUCUGGAUUCUUCCAGCGGCCGAUAGUAGCAGCAGCCGCCGUCGCCGUUGCAUCUGUUUCCACCGACAUCUCCGACAGACUGCCUUCUCUCAAACCAACCCAUGAUUCUUCUGCAGCAUCUCAUUCUUCACGGCUUCCGGAUUCCAGCUUCUCGUGGGCUUCUUCUCGCGCCUCCGUCUCCAAGCUGGCCGAUUUCAACUUCGUUAGCAGAAUUCGUGUUCCAAUCCCUAAUGCCAACAUCCUCGCCCCUGUUUCCACCCAAGUGUUGCCUCCCAUCAAUGCAGCCACAUCAGCAGCUUCUUCGGUCGCUGGUUCGCCUCUCUUGGUUGAUGUGUACAACUCGGCGCAGCUGGCGAAAGGACCUUCACAUUCUGCGCCUCUGAUCACCCUGGCUUCUUCGACUCCGGAUGUUUUGUACAGGUGGCACCUGCCAAACCCUAAUGCCGUUUAUGUCAAUGGCUCGUCUGAUUGCUCGUCGGCGAAGUCUAGGACUGUUGUAGUUUUGCUGGGAUGGUUGGGGUCGAAGCAGAGGCAUCUGAAGAAGUAUGCUGAGUGGUAUACAUCAAUGGGAUUCCAUGCCAUUACAUUCACAUUCCCCAUGGCUGAGGUUCUCAGCUAUCAGGUAGGGGGUAAAGCUGAGCAGGAUGUGGAAAUGCUCGUGAACCAUCUCGUCGAUUGGUUAGACGAUGAGCCAGGGAAGAAGAACGUGGUUUUCCACACUUUCAGCAAUACUGGAUGGUUGACGUAUGGAGUUAUAUUGGAGAAGUUUCGAGAGCAAGAUCCUAGCUUAGUGGAAAGGAUUAAGGCAUGUGUUGUGGAUUCUGCACCAGUUGCAGCUCCUGACCCACAGGUCUGGGCUUCGGGAUUCUGUGCUGCAUUUCUGAAGAAGAAUAGUGUGGCUACGAAAGGACAUGCUAUUUCGAAUGUGGAGCUUAGAGUUGGCAGUGCAAAAUCGCUCAACCAGCCACCAAAGCCUGCACUAACUGAAGUAGCUCUGCAAGUGGUUCUGGAGAAGUUCUUUGGUGUUGUGCUGAAUCUUCCUACAGUGAACAAGAGACUCUCUGAUAUACUGAGUGUGCUAUCUUCGGACCAACCAAGGUGUCCACAGCUAUACAUUUACAGCUCGGCCGACAGAGUGAUCCCUGCUGGAUCGGUGGAAUCGUUCAUAGAGAAGCAGAAGAAGGCUGGGCACGAGGUUAGGGCUUGCAACUUUGUGUCGACGCCUCAUGUUGAUCAUUUCAGGAGUGACCCCAAAUUGUAUACUGGUCAGCUCACCCACUUCAUCGACGAUUGUGUGAUUAGAUGCUGCAACCAUUCUUGAUUGAUCUAUGAUUAACAUGUUAAAUGAAGGGAGGGCAAGAGG
This is a messenger RNA of Linum trigynum, 2779 nucleotides long. The record is from the annotation of a GenBank genome assembly. Lineage: Eukaryota; Viridiplantae; Streptophyta; Magnoliopsida; Malpighiales; Linaceae.